ACUACAUUCUUAUUCUCAAAUUGCACGUGGAACUAUGUGGCGGACAGUUUCUUUUGUAGAACGAGUUGAAGUUGAGUUUUCUGGCAAUGUCUCCAAUCAGGCUAUAAUACUUGGGGACGUUGACAACGAUAAGGGAAAUGAGUUAGCUGUAGGUAAUGUAGAUGGGAUGCUGGCAGUUUUCAAAGGUAGAGGACCUACCCCAUGGAGAACCUGUUCUAACUUGGGCAUGAUAACAUGUGUUGGUGUCAGUGAUUUAUUAAGCAGAGGAAAGAAUAACUUGUACUGCCUGACUGCAGAAGGUUGGUUUUAUUUGUUUGAUGUCAAAGUGGAUUUCCAAGAUGGAGAAGGUCAGGAGAGUCAUGAUGAGGAUUGUGGUGACAAUUUAAAGCCAAUAUUUACACAACAUCUACCUCCUAAUGGUAAAGUUAUGCAGGCAGCUGAUGUAGAUGGAGAUGGGAAGUUAGAGUUGGCUAUGGGAUAUUCUGACAGAGUUAUAAGAUUGUAUAAGUGGAUAGGACCUACAUCCUUUGAUAGUGAGACAGAAACUAAAGGUUCUAUGGUGCAGAUAGAAAAAUGGCAGUUGGCUGGUCAGAUUGGUUCUAUUACAAUGAAUAAAGGUAAGAAAGGGAAAUCUGAGCUGCUAGCUUCACAACCUGGGGGAACAUAUGUCACGUUGCUACACGAUCCUGUAUCAAAUGAUAUACAAGACGGAAUCAGCGAGACAGAGCCAAACAACCUGCUAUAUGACCCUCUAGUUUCUAGUGAGAUCAGAAAUAUCAGUAUAUCUACAGAAAUUGUUGGUAAUAUAAGAAAAGGACCUGGAUCGGCCAAGGAUAGUGAAGCUGAUGUCCUUUAUGCACUCUGUACAUUAGAUGGUACUAUAGUGUUGGUAGAAAGUGGGAGACAGAUAUUAUGGUCUCUUCAAGUUGAUCAUCAACUAUUCUCACUGAAUAAACUUGAUGUUACAGGAAAUGGUAAAGAAGAGGUUGUUUGUUGUUCCUGGGAUGGACAGACAUACAUUGUUAACCAUGGUAGAGAAGCUGUUAGAUAUCAGUUUGAGGACAAUGUAGCAGCAUUCUCUACUGGAUACUAUGCUGUAAACACCACUGAUAAUGUACCAUGCUUCGUGUAUGCGACAUUUAACAACCGUAUCUACAUAUACUACAAUAUACGGUUACCGAGGGUAGAGUCAACAAAUUCUAUUGAAGUGAUGGACAAACGUGAAGAAACACAUGAGCUAUUGAAGAAACUUAAUAUUGAAUCACCCAGUAAUAAGCAAUUAAAGGAAUUAUACCAUUGGUGCUUAUAUGGUUGGAAAAACAAACCCUGAACAUUUAUAGGAAUCAAUUAUUCAAAAUUAAAAUCUGCUAGAGAAGAUGUAGCCAUUGCUUUCAAAAUAUUAAGAAAAUGGCACCAGUAAAUGUAUGGAACCAGCAGAUAUAUGGAACCAGCAAGUCUAUGGUACCAGCUGGUCAAUGGAACCAACAGAUCUGUGGAACCAGCUGGACAAUGGAACCAGCAAUGUAUGGAACCAGCAGGUUAAUCAAUGGAACCAGCAGGCCAAUGGAACCAGCCUGUCAAUGGAACCAGCAUAUCUAUGCAGUGUUGGAAGACCUGAUUGUGUAUCUUGAGAAACAUAAUGCUGUGUGAAUGGUAUUUUUAAGAAAAAUGCUGUAAAUGUAACUGCCCAUGCCCUUAGAAUUAUUAGUAAUUUUGGGUGUAAUAAUUGAUAAAUGAACAUCUGCUAGAGAUCACUUGCUAAAUAGUUGUUAUAGUUUCAUUAUCUUAUCAUAUGUAAAUGUGUAGAUAACAAUCUAAUAAUUACAGUUCUGUGCUUUUCCGUUUAGUACUCAAAAAUUUUAUCAUUAUAUCAUAGACCUAUGUAUUCAUAGAAUGGCCUUUUUGAAUCUGAAUUCAAAAUGCCAAAACUAUUUUUAGCUCACCUGUCACAAAAAGACAUGGUGAGCUUUUGUGAUCGCUUUUCGUCCGGCGUCUGUCCGUCCAUAAACUUUUACUUUAAACAAUAUCUCCUCUUAAACUGCUAAGCCAAUUUCAUCCAAACUUCACAGGAAUGUUCCUUUGGUAGUCAACUUUAAAAAUUGUUCAAAGAAUUUAAUUCCAAGCAGAACUCUGGUUGCCAUGGCAACCAAAAGAAAAAACUUAGAAUAUCUUCUUUUAGGAAACCGAAAGAGCCAGAGCUUAGAUAUUUGGUAUGAAACAUCGUCUAGUCAGUGUCUACCAAGUUUGUUCAAAUAAAUGCCCUGGGAACAAAAUUGGCCCCCGCCUGGGGGGGUCAUUGAUUUUCCUUAUUUGUAUAUAUUAAAAACUUAAAACAUUCUCUUUUAAAAAACCUAAAUAGCUCGAGCUUAGAUAUUAAGCAUGAAACAUCUUCUAGUGGGUGCUUCUAGUUUGUUCAAAUAAAAGCCCUGGGGUAAAAAUUGGCCCCACCCCAGGGUGUCAUUGUUUUUAUGCUCCCCGAAAAAUUUCGGGGGAGCAUAUAGUCGGCGCCUUGUCCGUCUGUCUGUCCAUCCGUCCGUCUGUCCGUCCGUUGUCUUGUCCAGAGCAUAACUUGAAAACCCUUGGAGAUAAUUUGUUGAAACUUCAUACAGUGGUAGAGGGCAUCGAGGGGGGGUGCAGUGUCAAAGAACCAUAACUCUAUUUUGCCUGGUUUUUGAAUUAUCUCCCCUUAUAGAAAAAUCUUGUCCGGGGCAUAACUCUAAAACUAUAAGAGAUAUCAACAUGAAACUUUGUAGGUGAAUAGAUCUCAAUGGGUAGAUGUGCAGUGCAUAAGAACAAUAACUCUUUUCAUCCUAAUUUUGGAGUAAUUGCCCUUUGUUAAUUUUAAUACUUUGAACUUUGUCCGGAACAUAACUUGAAAACCCUUGGAGAUAAUUUGUUGAAACUUCAUACAGUGGUAGAGGGCAUCGCGGGGGAGUGCAGUGUCAAAGAACCAUAACUCUAUUUUGGCUGGUUUUUGAAAAAAUCUUGUCCAGGGCAUAACUCUAAAACUAUAAGAGAUAUCAACAUGAAACAUUGUAGGUAGAUAGAUCUCAUUGAGUAGAGGUGCAGUGCAAAAGAACCAUAACUCUGUUAAGCCUUAUUUUUGAAUAAUCUCCCCUUUUAGAAAAAUCUUGUCCAGGACAUAGCUGUAAAACUAUAAGAUAUAUCAACAUGAAACUUUGUAGGUAGAUAAAUCUCAAUGGGUAGAUGUGCAGUGCACAAGAAUCAUAACUCUACCUUGCCUAAUUCUGGAGUUAUUGCCCUUUGUUUAUUUUUACUUUUUGAAUUGUCCAGGACAUAACUCGGAAAUCAUAAGAGAUAUCAUCAAGAAACUUUGUAGGUUGAUAGAUCACAUUGAUUAGAAGUGCAGUGCAAAGAACUGUAACUCUGCCUUGCCUUAUUUUGGAAUUAUUGCACUUUGAACUUUUUCCACGGACAUAACUCUGAAACUACAAGAGGUGUACUUUCCUGUGUCCAAAACCUAUUCGGGGAGCAUCACCCGGCUCAAACCGGGCUCUUGUUCCCUUUAUGUAUAUAGUAAAAACUUUAAAAAAUCUUCUUUUAAGAACCCCAAAGAGCUAGAGCUAAGACAUUUAGCAUGAAACAUCUUCUAAUGAGUGUCUACCAAGUUUGUUCAAAUAAGGGCCCUUCGGUUAAAAUUGGCUCGCCCGGCGGUCAUUGAUUUUCCUUAUAUAUGUAUAGUAAAAACUUUUUAAAAUUUUCAUAUAAAAAACCCAAAGUUAGAGUUUUAGAUACUAAGCAUGAAGUAUCUUCUAGUGAGUGUCUAUCAAGUAUGUUCAAAUAAAAGCCCUGGGGUGAAAAUUGGCCCCUCCGAGGGGUG
This is a messenger RNA of Ruditapes philippinarum (Manila clam), 3841 nucleotides long. Its product is annotated as KICSTOR complex protein ITFG2-like. Gene Ontology annotation, cellular component: KICSTOR complex. Lineage: Eukaryota; Metazoa; Mollusca; Bivalvia; Venerida; Veneridae. Gene Ontology annotation, biological process: regulation of TOR signaling. The record is from RefSeq and is a predicted model, not a curated record. Gene Ontology annotation, molecular function: protein binding.